CUCUCUCCCACUUUCUUACACUGCACCACCACUCUUCUUAUUAAUUUCAACAUUUCACCCGAUCGAGUCGGACCUAAUGAUGCUGCUGCGUACCACCGUCUCAAUUCUUCUCUGGUCAUCCUCGCCAUCCUUCAUCGCCUCUCCCACUCUCGCAGCAACUCCGUUUAAAACCAAAUCUCAUUCUCCCUUAGUUGCAUUUCCAAAUUACCGAUCCACCCUUGCUUCUCCUCGCUGCACCGUGAGUGAUAGUGACUCUGUGAAAUUUCAAGAGAUGGCCGCCGAAGACGCUCAAGAUCCUCGCCUAGCGAAAAUUGCCUCAGCAAUCAGAGUCAUACCCGACUUUCCCAAGCCAGGGAUUAUGUUCCAAGAUAUUACUACCUUACUUCUGGAUACCCAGGCUUUCAAGGAUACCAUUGAUUUGUUUGUUGAGAGGUACAAAGACAAAGAAAUCUCUGUUGUUGCAGGUAUUGAAGCUCGAGGUUUUAUUUUUGGCCCUCCUAUUGCGUUGGCCAUUGGGGCUAAAUUUGUACCUAUGAGAAAGCCGAAUAAGUUGCCUGGGAAGGUUAUUUCUGAAGAGUACUCUUUGGAGUAUGGAACUGACACGAUGGAAAUGCAUGUGGGAGCUGUAGAAGCAGGAGAACGUGCCCUGAUCAUUGAUGAUCUCAUUGCAACUGGAGGAACUUUGGGUGCUGCAAUCAGGCUACUUGAACGUGUUGGGGUGAAGGUGGUUGAGUGUGCCUGUGUAAUUGCACUGCCAGAACUAAAGGGUCGGGAACGAUUGGGAGACAAUCCGUUAUUUGUUCUUGUCAAUGCACCUGGAGCAUGAUUGUAAUGGAAUUGAUGCUCUUUGCCAUUUGAGUUCUUGGAUUCUUUGAAGCUUUUAUUGGAGCUGUAGAGUUUCAAAAGAAAAUUUGAUUUUUAGCAGGGCUGCACCUAUGGCUGAUUAUAAAGGAUUUGUUUACACUUUGAUGGUUGAAGAGCUGAGAAAACUUGGUAGAUGGCAUGUAUUGAGAGCAUAAAUAAGUAACUCGUUUUUCUGUUAUUGCUUUUAUAAGCGUGUGCUAAUAACCGUAAUAUUACUACGAAGUGAUUAUGUUGACUUUUUACUUUUUUA
Messenger RNA from Rosa rugosa (rugosa rose), 1114 nucleotides. RefSeq names its product adenine phosphoribosyltransferase 1-like. NCBI's taxonomy places the organism in Eukaryota, Viridiplantae, Streptophyta, Magnoliopsida, Rosales, Rosaceae. Bases 77 to 826 code for a protein of 249 amino acids. Gene Ontology annotation, cellular component: cytosol; cytoplasm. The transcript is spliced from 7 exons. Gene Ontology annotation, biological process: adenine salvage. Gene Ontology annotation, molecular function: adenine phosphoribosyltransferase activity. The record is from RefSeq and is a predicted model, not a curated record.